UUUAAAAGCUUUUUUUUAAAAUCAAUGUGUUAAACAACUAAGAAAAGGUAUGAAGCCAACAUGAGGAAAGAAGUGAACCAAUAUUAUUUAUUUUUUCAGAUUGAGUCUGUCAGUCCUGUUUCUUUUAUAUGUUAUCAAAACAAUUUAGUGUCAUCAUGUUUAUUGACCUUUAAAAGUGAUGUCAUUCCUACUCUGCAGACAGAAACUUUCAAAUUUCCAUUUUACAGCUCUCAAUCAGACCCAUAAGCAGAUUUUUAGUAGCCUUUAAUUGCACAUAAUGCAGGAAUCCAAGAGAUGACAUACAUGCUGUCUGUUUAUAUAUGAAUAACAUCUGCAAUGCAUUGUGAAAUAGGCCUAUUAAACAUAUGCGAGUACUACAGAGCAUACCAAUUAUUAUUAUAGCCAAUUGUAAAAGUACAAGCAUGUAUUCAUGUUAAUCAUAUCAGAAUAAUACAUGAAAUACAGUCAUUAAAUUAAAAAGAAAGAAUACUGGCCAUGUGUAUCGCCAUGUGUGUCUCCUGAUGUCACCACGGCGUAUUCUUCAGGUGACCACUGCCUCAGAAUAACUCAGUUAAUCCUUAAGACGAGCUCUACAGAGCUCACACCCUGCUCAGAGUCAGUGAAAGGCCUGCACUUAGACACAGAGGACUUCUCCCUUCUGAGAGCAGCAGGAGGACAUGCAGAUUAAGCACAACAGCCGUCAACACAGGACACCUCCUCUGUGUGAGUAAAGUAAACCAUUUACCUCAUUUUCUAUCUUACACAGUAUUUUAUUUGUGUCAUAUGUUAAAUGGGAUUUAGAUGUGUAUAAGCCCUUUGCUACACACAGUAACUUUUGUUUAUCAUUUCUUAUAAACAUAUUUAACUUUACAUGUUGCAAAGGCAUAUAUUUGUUUUUAAAUGUGAGCACCUACUGUAGCAGUCUUGUGUGUUAAGUGUGUAAGUAUUGUGAUUUGACAUGCCUGUUAAAGCCCUCUACCUUGUUACAUAAGAAGCUUUUCAGUUCUCCGUACUGUAUUUUAGGCAACAAUGAGUCGCCCUAAUAAGGAGUUGACUCUUAUCUGCUGCUGCACUGUUGUCAGAGAUAUUAUUAUUAUUAUAUUCAUUCAAGGCAAAGUGAUUAAAGCACUUCUGAAAUGCAUCUGUGAGUAAGCUUAUACUAUAUUGCUGGCACAUUUAUUGCACUGUAAUUAAAGUAUUAAGUUCAAAAGGAGAAAGUCAAUACUAGAAUUUAAGAGAACGUUUGCCUUACCAGCUGUGGUUAAUAUGUUUCUACCAAUUAUCUACAAACUCAUUAUACUCUGCUCUGCAAACGACUCUCUACAAAGCAUAAUUUCUUUCCAUUCAUGCCAGUAUGUUGUGAAGAUCAACUUGCAGAGAGUUAAAACUUAACCCAUCGAACUGAGAAUGUUAAGUUAAAUAAUUUCCACACUCCUUUAAAAUACUGGAUUUGUCUGUUACAUUUCUGUAAUACAAUUGAAGGCAGUGUUUUCGAAAACUGUUCAGUGUGGAUGCAUUCAGUGGAGCUAGACAUCUACAAUGUUGAGAGGCUGUUAAAAAGCUCUGCAUCAACAUGAUGCAAUAAGCUGAUGUUCCGAAAAGGAACAUUUGAAUGUGGUUAGCUGCAUUUUAAAGGUAUUUUAAACACAGUACAGCUAUUUUCAUUUACUAUGUCUAAUGUUGUGCAUCAAAAUACCAAAUUACUUGUAUGUGACUUGGCAAUAAACCUGAUACUCAGGGUGAGUCCCAGUUUUGAGAGUGUGUAUUUUGGAGUUUCCCCACAAGCAUGUCAAGUGCUUGCAUUACCACACGACAAUAACGUGUGUUUGACCCAAAAACAGUCAGCUCAGUCAUGGGCGUUUCAAGUCUUUGCAAACCCAUACCGUGAUGCCCUUGGUAAUUUGGCAGUGUGUGUGAUUUCACGUCUGUCCACUUCUGCACCUCUACACCUUUCAGCGCAGUGAUGCAUCCUCUGGUGCUUCUGCCGAGCCACCUCAGCUGUGCGUGAACCAGAACUAACCACCAUGAGCUCCGACACGGUCUGCAGGGCAGAGCCGGACUCGGGGGACAACGGCGAGCUGGCAGACUUGGUGGCAGCCAUGAACGUGGCCGCAAACCGCAUGACCCCUCCUAAUGGCUACAGGUCCGUUACUCCGAGGACCACAAACUCUCACAGGAAGAUGUCGCUGCAGGAGAGGGGGAGCCGCAUUUCCCGACAGCCCACCAUCGAAACCAAACGUGUGUCCAUUACAGGCGCCGAUGACUGUGUCCAGCUCAACCAGUAUAAAUUGAAUAAAGAGAUUGGAAAGGGUUCUUAUGGAGUGGUAAAACUAGCUUAUAAUGAAGAUUCUGAACAGUACUAUGCAAUGAAAGUUGUUUCCAAGAAGAGGCUGAUGAGGCUGUGUGGAUUCCCGCGCCGCCUACCUCCUCAAGGGUCAAACUCACAGCAGGAUGCGUUCCCUAAAGCCAUGUUGCCUCUGGAGAGAGUGUACAAGGAGAUUGCCAUCCUGAAGAAGCUGGACCAUCCAAAUGUUGUUAAACUGGUGGAGGUGCUUGAUGAUCCUGCUGAAGAUGGCCUUCAUAUGGCCUUCGAAUUGAUGGAAAAAGGCCCGGUGAUGGAGGUGCCUACAGACGACCCUCUCACAGAGGAGCAGGCUCGCUUUUACUUCAGAGACGUCGUCCUGGGGAUAGAGUACUUGCACUACCACAAGAUCAUCCACAGGGACAUCAAACCCUCCAACCUGCUACUUGGGGAGGACGGUCACGUCAAGAUCGCAGACUUUGGUGUGAGCAACGAGUUCGAGGGGACAGACGCCCUCCUGUCGAGCACGGCGGGGACGCCGGCCUUCAUGGCCCCCGAAAUGAUGACCGAACAUGAGCAGAGCUUCAGCGGAAAGGCGUUAGACGUGUGGGCGAUGGGAGUCACACUGUACUGUUUUGUCUUUGGGAAGUGUCCUUUUUAUGACGACUAUAUCGUCUCUCUGCACAGCAAGAUCAAGAGCAAACCUGUGGAGUUUCCAGAGACGCCACUGAUAAGCAAUGAACUGAAGGAGCUUAUUGAAAGUAUGCUGGAUAAAAACCCUGAAACAAGAAUCACCGUCCCUGAAAUGAAGCUCCAUCCGUGGGUGACAGAGAAUGGCUCCAAUCCUCUUCCUCUGGAGGAGGAGCACUGCACGGCAGUCGAGGUCACUGAGGAGGAGGUGCAGAACAGCGUCAAACUCAUCCCCAGCCUUUCCACUGUGAUUCUGGUGAAGUCUAUGCUGAGGAAGAGGUCUUUCAGUAAUCCCUUUGAGUGUCAGGGCCGACGGGCGGAGAGGUCCAUGUCUGCCCCUGGAGGUCUUCUUACUGGUUGUUGGGGCUCAUUGGGGUCAACACCUCAGCCUCAUCCUUCCUUGAGGAAAGUCAGCAACGAGGGGAGCAGAGAUGGAGAAUUGGAGGACUUGUAUGAAGACGAUACAUUUACCGAGAGUGCAGAUUAAAUUGACACCUGCAUAAAGAUUAAAAACAAAGAGCGUGAAGAAAAUUAUUUUUCUACCUUUUGUUUGUCUCUUUCCUAUUUCUCUCCUAAUUUUUGCUUUUGCUUCCUGCUUGCUGUGCUUACAUGCUUAAAAAUGUUUCUCACUCAAGUCCAUAACACUGAUAAUUCUCUGAUAUAUUGAAUAUUAUAAACUUAUGGAUAGUGCAUUAAAUACUUGAUUGUUUUCUGUUUUGUUCAUGUUUAAAUUACAGAUGACAUGACUAAUGACUAAUACUUCGUUCAUGAAUGUAACUUUGGAUUGUUGUUAAAAAUGUAAAUAUGCUCCAUGAAGAAGAUAUUUUUACAUUUUCCUACAGCUGUUGAAGAUAAUAAAAGGUCUAAUUUUAAA
Molecule: messenger RNA, 3866 nt
Organism: Micropterus dolomieu (smallmouth bass)
Lineage: Eukaryota; Metazoa; Chordata; Actinopteri; Centrarchiformes; Centrarchidae
Gene: camkk1b
Product: calcium/calmodulin-dependent protein kinase kinase 1, alpha b
Exons: 16
Coding region: 2025-3479 (484 amino acids)
Biological process (GO): activation of protein kinase activity; protein phosphorylation; CAMKK-AMPK signaling cascade
Molecular function (GO): protein kinase activity; ATP binding
Source: RefSeq, a predicted model, not a curated record